AUGGAUGUGAUCUGCCAAGCCAAGUCUGGUAUGGGGAAGACAGCUGUGUUUGUGCUGGCAACGCUUCAGCAGAUCGAACCAGUAGCUGGGGAGGUGUCGGCGCUGGUCCUCUGCCACACCCGUGAACUCGCAUACCAGAUCUGUAACGAGGUUCAGAGGUUUACCACAUACCUUCCGGAUGUCAAAGUCGCAGUCUUCUACGGUGGCGUGGCGAUCAAGACACACAAGGAUAUGCUCAAGAACGAAUGCCCGCACAUUGUCGUCGGAACGCCCGGUCGUAUUCUCGAUCUUGCUCGGCAGAAGGAUCUGAACUUAAAGCAUGUUCGCCACUUCAUUCUCGAUGAAUGCGACAAGAUGCUGGAGUCGCUUGAUAUGCGGAGGGAUGUUCAGGAGAUCUUCAAGCUUACUCCUCACGACAAACAGGUCAUGAUGUUUUCCGCGACGCUCAGCAAGGAGAUUCGCCCCGUCUGCAAGAAGUUUAUGACCGAUCCGAUGGAGAUCUACGUUGAUGACGAAACGAAGCUGACACUUCAUGGACUUGUUCAGCACUAUAUUCAAUUGAAGGAGAACGAGAAGAACAGAAAGCUGAACGACCUUCUUGAUGCUCUUGACUUCAAUCAAGUCGUCAUCUUUGUCAAAUCAGUGAACCGCGCUGCUCAGCUGAACAAGCUCUUGGUGGAAUGCAAUUUCCCCGCUAUUAGCAUUCAUUCUCAGAUGACACAGGAGGAGAGGCUGACCCGCUACAAGGCAUUCAAGGAGGGACACAAGCGCAUUCUGGUGGCAACAGAUCUUGUGGGUCGUGGCAUUGACAUUGAGCGAGUCAAUAUCGUCAUCAACUAUGACAUGCCUGAAAAUGCAGACACUUAUCUUCAUCGGGUUGGCCGUGCUGGUCGUUUUGGUACAAAGGGUCUAGCUAUCACUUUUGUGAGCUCGGAGGAGGAUUCGAAGAAGCUGGAUCAGGUUCAGUCACGGUUUGAAGUUGACAUCAAGGCCUUGCCAGAGCAGAUUGACACAUCUACGUACAGUAAGUUCCCCUUGUGCCAGGCUGGUAUUUAA
Closterium sp. NIES-65 is the source of this 1056-nucleotide messenger RNA. The record is from the annotation of a GenBank genome assembly. Lineage: Eukaryota; Viridiplantae; Streptophyta; Zygnematophyceae; Desmidiales; Closteriaceae.